AUGAAUCAUUGCAUUCCAAACCGUCGUUUAAGGCCUUUCGCAAAUGUUGUUAAUAGCGGGUUUGUUGUGACUUCUCCUCUAGCUGGCGAAUAUGUCCAUUAUGUUUUUUGUGAUAAAAAUAGCCCUCUAUUUAAAAUGCCAAUUAAAUUAUUUCGUUGCUCAGAAUAUAUUGGAAUGAAAAAUACCGAAAUAAUUCGUCGUGAACGUACUCUUGAAUUUGGUGAUGGAAUUUAUUUUACUUCUGACAACCGAGGGGUGGUUUUAGAUUAUGAAAAAUCAAUGAAGGUUUAUGAAACAAAUUGUAAUUAUGAUAAAAAUUUGGCAAAUAAUGAUGUUCCAAUAUUUACUUGGAUUUCAAUUCAAAUUGACACUGUCAGGUUAAAAUUGGUACCGGAAUUUGACGAAUUUAUUGAAGUUGCUGUUGAUGAAAGAAAAAUUGCUUGGGAGACAGAUUGGAAUGAACAAAAAACAAAUCCAAAUACAAGUAAAUAUACUUGGGAUACAACUGAUGAUGAGGAAGAUAUAAAAAAUGUUAUUGUUGAAAAGAAGGAAGGAGAAGUUUUGGAUGUAAAACUUAAAUUGGAAGGUUAUUUAAUUGGAAGAAGAGAAUUAUUUUGUCCAGAACUUCGUCAUAAUCGAGUAAAUAUUGGUCUAUGGGAAAAACAUUUGAGUAAAUUUGAAAAUCUUCCUUUGGGAUCUAAAUUUCGUUUUGAUGCUUAUUUCAAUGAUAUUCUACAAAUUUAUAUAGCAUAUUAUUAUGAAGAUAUUACUACUGAUGAAGUUUGUUGGGUGGAUAUGGAUGAAGAUGAACCAGAAAAGACUACUAUUCAACUUCGUCUAUUUCCGUCAGAUACUUUUGGGCAACUUUACAACAAUCCAGAAUUUGGUUUAAUUUUUGACCCAAAAAAGUUGUUAAGUCCUUUAACUUAUCUUUUUGCUGAAUUGGAGGUUGAUGAAGUUUGGUAA
This is a messenger RNA of Meloidogyne enterolobii, 966 nucleotides long. The record is from the annotation of a GenBank genome assembly. Lineage: Eukaryota; Metazoa; Nematoda; Chromadorea; Rhabditida; Meloidogynidae.